Molecule: messenger RNA, 2244 nt
Organism: Cucumis melo (muskmelon)
Lineage: Eukaryota; Viridiplantae; Streptophyta; Magnoliopsida; Cucurbitales; Cucurbitaceae
Product: putative serine/threonine-protein kinase-like protein CCR3
Exons: 1
Coding region: 1-2244 (747 amino acids)
Biological process (GO): protein phosphorylation
Molecular function (GO): protein serine/threonine kinase activity; ATP binding
Source: RefSeq, a predicted model, not a curated record
AUGACAUCAGAACUUGUGAUUCUUGUGGUUGUCUUGAUAACUCUGCAGCUGCAUUGGGCUGUAGAUGCCCUCGGUUCUGCCUCCACUGUCGCCGUUGCAUAUGGCACCUCCACCGUCUGCGGUAUUUCUGCAGGUAAGAAAAGCCAGAGAAUUCAAUGCUAUAGAGGAGAUCAAGUGAUCUCCAUUCUACCCCAGGUCUCCUUUCAAGCAAUCUCUGGAGGGCAGAGCUUCUUCUGUGGUCUUCGAACUGGCGGGUUCAGUCUUCAUUGUUGGGAGACUGAUGCCGGAUUUUCGAAUCGUAGUUUUCAACCUAAACGUAUUUACUACAGCAUCAACUUCCCAUUGACUGAUCUGGCUGUUGGUGAUGCUCAAGUUUGUGCAAGAGAGGUUAGCUCCGGUAAAGUUAUAUGCUGGAGGGGAUCAAACAGAGUAGGGUCUUUAUUUCCUUCGCCUGAUCCAGCAUUGAACUUUCAAACAAUCACAUCUGGAAGUGGGUUUUCAUGUGGGAUUUUGAAGAACAAAACCGUAUGGUGCUGGGGGAACAAUGGAAUUGGAUCGAAGAUUCAAUCUCAGUUUGGGAAUCUGCCAAUGGCAAGCUUAGUCGCUGGAGAGUCUCACGUCUGUGGAUUGACUGCGUUGGGCGGUGUUUUAGUAUGCAAAGGAAACAACAACGGUGGCCAAUUGGAGGUUCCUUCCAAUUCAGCUCAUGAAUACUCAAACCUUGCAUUGGGGACGAGUUUCACUUGUGCAAUAAGGCAAGAUAAUGGAGUGGUUUCAUGUUGGGGUGAAGGAGCAAAUAAACUCAACAUUGAAAAAAACAUCAAUGUAAGUGUUUCAUAUGAGCUAAUCACAGCAGGAUCUUACAUGUUAUGUGGGUUGAAAACAAAUAAUUUGACAAUAAUGUGUUGGUCCAAAGCCAACAACAAGUCACCUGUUCUUCUUCCAUUGGGAAUGAUAAUCCCUGGGCCUUGUGUUCAAGAUUCUUGCAGCCGCUGUGGCAUCUAUCCAAAUUCAGCAUUCCUCUGUGAUGGGUCUGGAAAUAUUUGCAAAUCUUGCCAGAGAGAGCUCCCAUUUGCAGUGCCAUUGCCAACGAGUCCAAAUUCUUCAUCAAACCCAGCUUCCUCUUCACCUACAAAAGCCAGAAACAGGCUCACCACGGCACUUCUCAUAGUUGGAGCAAUUGGGGCUUUAGCAGGAACUUUCACCAUUUUGUUCUGCAUAUCGAAUUGCUUAACUUCUCGUUCUUCCUGCAACACAGCAAAUAAUCAAGAACAGAACAUAAAUCAACUAUCCCUAAUAGAACAUUCCUCCGCACGGGCAUUUUCUCUAAUGGAGCUUGCUGUUGCAACAAACAACUUCUCCUCCGAAAACAAAAUAGGAGCAGGAAGCUUUGGAGUGGUUUACAAAGGGAAGCUCACAGAUGGAACAGAAGUAGCUAUCAAAAGAGGAGAAACCAAAAAUGACGAGAAAACAGAAGACCCACAAGAGAAGCAAAACGCAUUUUGUUCUGAACUAACAACAGUACUGCGGCUUAAUCACAAACACUUGGUGGGCAUGGUGGGUUAUUGCCAAGAAAACGACGAGCGCCUCCUAGUUUACGAAUACAUGACAAACGGUUCUCUCCAUGACCAUUUACACAACAAAGAUGGGGUAUUAUUAAAUACAUGGAACAUAAGGAUAAAAAUCGCAUUAGAUGCAGCCAGAGGAAUCGAGUACCUUCACAAUUACGCAGUCCCACCGAUAAUCCACCGAGACAUCAAAUCCUCCAACAUACUACUGGACGGAAAUUUCACAGCCAGAGUGUCCGAUUUCGGAUUGUCGUUAAUGCGACAACCGGAAACUUCAAUGGAGAGCGCCGUUGGCGGUACAAUCGGGUACAUUGACCCGGAGUACUACGUAUCGAAGAUUUCAACGGCGAAAAGCGACGUGUACGGAUUAGGGGUUGUACUGCUGGAGCUUUUGACGGGGAAGAAGGCAGUGUUUAGAGAUAGCGAAGGUGGGGGUCCGGUGACGGUGGCGGAAUAUGCGGUGGAGCGAAUUGGGAGAGGGGAGCUAUGGAAUGUUGUGGAUAAGAGGGUAAGGGGAGCAGAGAUGAAGGAAGUGGAUGCAGUGGAAAUGGUGGCGUAUACGGCGAUGCAUUGUGUGAAGUUGGAGGGAGAAGAAAGGCCGAAUAUUGGCGACAUUGUUGAGAAUUUGGAGAAAGCUGUUGGUCUUUGUAAUGGCGAACUCCGUGACAGUUUCUAA